GCUUUAAUCUGAUUUGUACGCGAGCGACAAUAGUAUAUCCGAUUCAAAUACCUAGGACAAGAACACUUCUGUUCACUGUACCGGAACCGGCAGAAGUCGAUCAAAUCACCACAUUUGAAUUAGUACGGUUCAUUCAUAGUUUUGGGAAGGUUCGGCUUGGACGUGUUUAUCGAUUUGUGUUCUGAUUUUGCUGGAGUUUUUGAUUAACUGAAUUCCAUUCACGUUUUGAAGUGAGAUAACUAACCAGUCUCCUGUGUUAUCGGUAAUUUUGGGCUGACUGUAUCUCUCUCACUCAGCAAUCGCGUUGGACUCACAUCAGCCGAAGAGAACGACUUGUUUGUUACCUACGAUUUUGUUUUCAUUUGCGUCGUUUGUGAACGUGUGCCGUGCAGCUUUCAGGAAAUAUACGGAAUUCUUAGGUAACCUUUUCCUGGACUAGUUGAAUUGACACUGUUCGAUCUUUGGGAAGCUGAACCGAAGCUGUGGCACGGAAAACGAACCUUUGUGUACCGUAGUGUGUUAGUGUUGUCGAAAAUGAAACCCGUAUCCGGUGCAAGUGACACCGAACGGAGUAGUGCAAGAAAAGAUGAAGGUCACGAUGGGGAGCCGGCCGAAGUGCACUAUCCCCCACUGGUGCGGAAUCUGAUAUUGCGGGCCAUGUGCGGUGUCUAUCUGGUGGCAUUCCUGAGCUUCUACGUCCAAGCGGAAGGUCUCUACAGUAACUCCGGUAUACUACCAGCAAGUCGUGUCCUCGCCAAUGGCACCAUACAGGAACAAUUCAACCUGCUCCGGCUUGCACCACUCCUGGGACUUGACUCAUUUUCCAUGGUUGAUCUCUUUUGCUUAGCCGGCAGCGUGAUCGCCUUCCUCGGCCUGGUGUUCAGCGAUCUCUGUCGCCUUCAGAGUUUCAUAGCCAUGUGGACUUUUUACUUCUCACUGGUCCAGAUCUCACAAUCCUUUCGACAGCAAUCAGACGAGCUACUGCUGGAAGCCGGCUUCCUAUGUAUCCUCCUGGCGCCAUCGAAACUAAGCGAUCCCCGAAGUCCGAUCGAAGAUCUGGCCCUCCUGUUGAUGAAGUGGCUUCUGUUUAGGUUCGUGUUUGCUUCCGGAUCGGUGAAGCUGGCGAGUGGAUGCCCUUUGUGGUGGGACUUGACCGGGCUGAAGAGGCAUUUUGAAACGAUGCCGCUGCCCACUUCGUACAGUUGGUACACCUAUCAGCAACCGGAUGGACUGCACCGGUUGAGUACGAUCUACGUGUAUCUGAGCGAACUGGUAUGUUCGUGGCUGUUUUUCGCUCCAAAUCAGAAAGUCCGAAUGUUCGCCAUGUGGUGGCAGGUGUUCCUGCAUUUGAACAUUAUAGGCAGUGGAAACUACGGGUUCUUGAGUUUGAUCGUGCUGACAUUGUUACUUACGCUGGUGGAUGAUCGCGAGCUGGUUAGGACGCAAGUUAAGAAGGAACCACGGAAGGAAGACAAAAGAGGAGCUCUGACGGUGAAGGUGAUUUCCAUUUCAAUGGUCAUAGGGACCUGGUUGAUGUUCGGGGUGGGGUACAAAAAUGGCGAACUUGCAUUCAAGUUGCUGUUCAACCGGUCGCAGUAUUUGAACAUGAUGCAGAUGAUGCUGCGAGCUGCACCGCUGCUGGUGUUGAGUUUGAUGGUGCAGAAGUUCCUGAAGAUCGUAAACAAACAGGCGGGUGUGAAAACAGUGGCCGACGGCAUCCGCAAGCUGAGCGAGAACUGGCAGCUCUUCCUUCCAACGGUAGCAGCUUUUGCGGUUCUAUUCACAUCGAUCGUUCCACACCUCCAACUGACACAAUCCACAGCAAUAAGCUCGUCGAUCCUCACAAAGCCCUACCAGGGCCUUCACAACCUCUUCGUGGUAAACCAGUACGGUCAACACCUGAUCAAAAUGCGUCCGAAACGGCUGGAGAUCAUCUUGGAAUACUCCGACGAACUGACCGGGCCGUGGCACGAGUACGGUUUCCAGUACAAACCCUGGAGCCAGGGGGGGUCCAUGCCUUACGCUUGGGUCUACUUCCCACGGUUUGAUUUCAAGUUCUACGAUGCUUCCGUUUCCAAACCACAUAACCAGAAGUGGCUCUAUCCGUUGGUUCAACGACUACUACAAAACGAACCAACAGUGGUUAAACUGCUCGACGAAGAUAACGUUCCUUCGAGACCUCCAAAGUUCAUCCGAGCUUCACUGUACCACUUCAGCUACACGUCCUGGUUCGACGGGAACAGCACUACCUUCUGGACCCGGGAACGGGUCAACGAUUACUUCCCGGCAUACACGCUAGCUGAUGGAUUCUUAGAAACAAAACUCAACGAUAUUGGUAUACCGGCGACAGCAAGCACACCUGAAGCCAUGAAUCUUCCCCUCAAAUUGCUCAUGGAUGGUGUGAGAAACUUCCUGGGCAUUUUCGAGGGUUCGUUACUGGUGUUGGGUGUGCUUAUGGCUGCGUUUGUGAUGAUACUUACUCAAAGGCGCAAUUAAGUGGAAGCAAAGAAGCAAAUCAUACAUACCUUUUUUGAAGAUUUUUUUUCUGAAUUUUGCUAGGUCAAUACAUAUAUAGUAUUCGAAGAAAUUAAGCUUCUGGUUAAUCAUUAGUAAAAUAGAGCAGAGUUAGAAUAUUUAGUUGAACAAUUAUUCAACGUUUGCUGAAAUUCAGCAUAACUGUUUAGACUACUGAUAUCAAGGAAUACCUGAUAACUAAAAUCUUGGCAAAAUCCAGAAUUAUUUGACUGAUUCGUACUAAAUUAAUAAAAAUCAAUGUGACAGAUCCUGCGGUCAAUUUAGCGGUUUCUCUUCAUCUUGUCUCCCCCAAUCUCAUGUCGGCACAAAAGACAAUGCGCACCAUCCCGUUUGCACGAUAAUUUUGGGACAUAUAAAGACGAAACUUGCUCUGUAUCCACAAACACACACACACACUCUCGUUAGCAAUAAUAUUGUACUUCUUGAUAUAGUUUGUAAGUCUCACCGUCAGCCCGCCCUCGUUACCGGAUGCUGUGUAUCUCUUUCCGUACAAGACGGAUAUUUUGAUGAAUAAAAAGUCAAUUAGGGCGAGUGAAGAAAAAAGAACAA
Molecule: messenger RNA, 3084 nt
Organism: Aedes albopictus (Asian tiger mosquito)
Lineage: Eukaryota; Metazoa; Arthropoda; Insecta; Diptera; Culicidae
Product: lipase maturation factor 2
Exons: 3
Coding region: 535-2496 (653 amino acids)
Biological process (GO): protein maturation
Cellular component (GO): endoplasmic reticulum membrane
Source: RefSeq, a predicted model, not a curated record